Molecule: messenger RNA, 3023 nt
Organism: Myotis brandtii (Brandt's bat)
Lineage: Eukaryota; Metazoa; Chordata; Mammalia; Chiroptera; Vespertilionidae
Gene: GFY
Product: golgi-associated, olfactory signaling regulator
Exons: 4
Coding region: 294-2099 (601 amino acids)
Source: RefSeq, a predicted model, not a curated record
CAGGAAUCUAACCCACAACCCUUGGGUCUGCAGGCCGACACUCUAACCACUGAGCAACCGGCCAGGACUGGAGACAAUGUACUUUAGCUCUGUCCCUUUAAGAUCCCAAGCUGGUCGCUAGGCUCCCAGGAUCCCCAGGGAGGGGGUCAGGUGCGUCACCUGCGCCCUGGGACCCUGCCUCCUGCUGCCCCGCCCAGAGCCAUUCUGCAGCACUCACUGUUCUCUGCGCCCAGCUCUGCUCACCUGCUGGUAUCUCGGACCCCCCUGAACAGCGACUGGCGUCUUCCAGAGCCAUGAGAGCCUUCGGCCCCAUCCUCUUCCUCGUCUUCCUCCUCCUCGCUGGGCGGGGUUCCGAGGCCGCACCUUCGGCCUCACCAGCUGCGGGAUCCUACUUCCCAAGGAUGGGCCUCCCCUCGGAACCCCUUCUUCCUGCUCCUGAAAAUGCCACUCUCCACCAGCCUCACCCGGAAACCCCUGGGAUGGCUUCUCCGGAGCCCCCCAAGGCCCCUCAUUCGGGUUCCCCUGAGUCCUCUUCCCAUAACUUCACUGACACCCCCAACGCUGACCUCCAAGAACCCCCACACCCAGAGUCUCCUGAGACCCCCCAACCUAACUCACUCAACACCUCAACAUCAGAAGCCCUGGAGACCCCCCAAAUUAACCCCUCCCAGAUGAUGCAUCCAGAACCUUCUGAGACCCCCUCGUCUAACCUGCCUGAAAUUCCACACCCAGAGUCUCCUGAGACCCCCAAACCUAACUCACUCAACACCUCAACAUCAGAAGCCCUGGAGACCCCCCAAAUUAACCCCUCCCAGAUGACACAUCCAGAACCUUCUGAGACACCGACCACUGACCUGCCUGAAAUUCCACACCCAAAAUCCCCUGAGACCCCCAAACCUAACUCACUCAACACCUCAAUAUCAGAAGCCCUGGAGACCCCCCAAAUUAACCCCUCCCAGAUGAUGCAUCCAGAACCUUCUGAGACCCCCACCACUGACCUGCCUGAAAUUCCACACCCGAAAUCCCCUGAGGCCCCCAAACCUAAUUCCUCCAAAACUUCACACCCAGAAUUUCCUGGGACCCUGAAUCCUGACCCUCCCCAAACUGCACACCAGGAAUUCCCAGGGAUCCCCAAACUUAACUCCACUGAAAUCUCACAGGCAGAGAGCCCUGAUCCUGACCCCACCAAAACCCUUCACCCCGAAACUCCAAAAAUCCAUGACCCCAACACCGCUGAGACCCCAAGCACUGAAUUCCUUCUGACCCUCCACCCCAACCCUACUGAUACCCCCCACCCAGAAUCCCAUGUAACCCACCACCCCGGCCCCACUGAAAUUCCCCAAUCAAAACUCCCCACAACCCACCACCAAGGUGCCACAGAGAUCGCCAGGGACUCUGCCCCUGAAACCUCCACCAGUCCUCACCCAGACACGCCCGCACCCUCCAGGGACCAGGCUACUGCCCUCCACGAGCUGCCCCUGAACCCCGAGCCAGAAACCCCUGCAGCCACCCAGCCCAACUCCCUUAAACUGCCCACCUCUGAUUUUCCUGGGACUGUUGAGCCCAAGGCCUCCCAGAGCUCUAGCCCUAAAGGGCCAGAUGCUGCUCUUUCCUCCUCCGGGAUAGCGGACCCCCCUGCUCCUCCAGGGCCCCCCAAUCAGCCGGCCCCUGCCACUCAGCGGGCCCCCCAGCGGCGCAGCCGAGGUGAGAGAGUCAACACUAUCAUCCUGGUGGAACGAGUGAAGGAGACCGGCGUGACCCUGGUGGGACGCCCCCGGGGCGGGGCGGGAGGGGCCCUGUGCCUCUUCUUCGCCGGGACCGGGCUGCUGAUCGGCAUUUUCCUGCUGCUGUGGUGUCUCUACCGCCGGGCGGCUCGACCGCGCCCCUCUGCUCCCAUAGUCCUGCACCUGGACACUCCCAAGGAGCCGUACGAUCUCUACUUUUACGCGCCGGAUGCCUGGAUCCCUUCACACAUCGCCACCAAGCAGCCGCCGCCGACUCCUCCGCUGCCGCCCAAGCUGCCCCCGCCGCCCCGCGGGGGCCGCUCCCAGCGCCUGGAGCCGCUCUCCCCGGCCACACUCCGGGACAACUUCGUGUGAGCCCCUCCCGGCCCCUCCAGAGGAGCGCCAUCCUCAGGCAUCCUACCCUCCCGGCAUGCUUUGCUCGGUAGCGGUGCCCUCAGAUAGAGCCCACCGCAGAGAUGCCCUCGCCGAGGCCCAAUAAAUCACGCGAUCCCUCCCUCCCAGCCACCUGCUCUGGCCUGAUUCCGGGGGGAGGAGGGCCCUCGAACACCGGGUCUGCAGGAGGGGAGGGCUGGGGGCUGGGCCUCCCACGGCCACUGGCCCAAUGAGGAGGCCUGGGUGUGUCCACCAAAGCACUUUAUUGGGAGUGGGGCAGGGCAGGGUUUACAGUCACAGAGACAGACACACACAGAGGCACCCUGCCCCGGGGAAAACACCUCUCGCCCCAGCCCCCUUCCCUUUCCUGGGGUUCUGUGACUUCUCUUAUACGUGUUCCCCAAAUUCUAAGCCAAAAGAAAGGUGUCUGAGAGGGUAGCAUCCCCGAAUUUGAGUCAUUUAGCCCCUGAGGGACACGAGAAAUGGCCACUGAGAAAACGAGGGUGGUUUGCAACCACCCAGGAGAAUAAAGUGCAAGGAGCUGGGGGGGAGGGGGACAUGUUGAAACCACCGUGGGGAAGUUCAAUGGUGGUGGCUUCAAACCACGGAUGAACUUGAGCAGCCACUGUUUAACCCUGAAAACUGUGUCCGAAAAAGUGCAUAGGGGUGGAGUGAGGCGUACCGAUAGACCUGCGGUCUGGGUGGUGUCCCUAGACAUUGCGCUAAGCUAGGGAGAAGGUCUUGGGGAUUUGGUGUGUUCAGCAGAAUCUGCUGGUGGAGGGGAGGGAGGGGUGAAGAGAUUGGAGGGGGUCUUGAAACCACCAUUUUCCCUCAGAAACGCUGGUGAGAAUUGAUCUCUAAAAUAGUGGGGAUGGGUGAUUGGCUAAACCAACCUGAAAAAAAAAA